Tinamus guttatus (white-throated tinamou) is the source of this 2590-nucleotide messenger RNA. The record is from RefSeq and is a predicted model, not a curated record. NCBI's taxonomy places the organism in Eukaryota, Metazoa, Chordata, Aves, Tinamiformes, Tinamidae.
ACCCUGUCCAGAAGAAUUUCAAAUCCAUAUUUGGAAACACCUUCAAACAAGAUAUACGGAGAAAGCUCUUCCUGUGCUGGGAGAGCUCUCAGGAAUAUUUUUACACUACAAGCUUCCGACCUGAUUAAGGACAGGGUAUGCCUUACUGGAAUAUGCAGGAGAAGCUGCAUUGGGUCGGAGCUGGUCGACUGGCUUCUGGAGCAAUGCCCUUUUGUUAAGUGCCGAUCGACAGCCGUGGGUGUGUGGCAGCUUCUGCUGGAUAUGGGAAUUGUGCUGUCAGUGGACAGACAACUGUAUUUUCAAGAUACCCAUGCUUUCUACCAGUUCUCAGCAGAUGAAUGUACCUACCUAUUCUGUGAAUUUGAGAGAGAUGAAGGAUGGAAGAAGGGUGUAAAGCUCCUACUUCAACUACUGCCAUUAUCUCCUCACAGAAUUGACAUGUGCAAUCUGCCUGAUCAAAAAAUAGAAGAUAGAGCAGAAACCAAUGCUGAAAUUCUCGCUCGCCUCACUUCUGCGGUACAGAGAGAACUGGCUGCUGUCAUUGCCUUGAAAGCAAGGAAGUCAGCAAUUCAUCAAAAUGAAGAAAACAGCAGUCAAGAAAUAGGAGGGCUAGAAGAGCUCAAGGAUACGUCUGAUACUCAGGCAGGAGUUUUGUGCAAGCUUCAGGAAAGAGAUGACAUCGGACGCAUUGAGCUAGUCCAGAAGCUGGCAAGAGAAAACUGUCAAUUUUUGCAGGCUGAUAGAAAACAACCGGAGAAGACAGAACAUCAGAAAACUGAAAUAGCAAAGCUAGUGGUCAAAAUCCAGGACACAUUAGUCCUGGAGCUUAAGAAGAGAUGAAGAUGUUGCAUUCCAGCAGAAAUACCAACAAGCUGUAAAAGCCACGUCCGAUACGUGGUGGUGUCCGGGACGCCCGAAAAGAUCCUGGAGCAUCUCCUCGGCGACCUGCACCUGGAGGCCGCCCAGGACAAAGAGACCGAAACUCUUCUGGAUGAUUUUCUUCUCACAUACACAGUCUUCAUGACGACCGAUGACUUGUGCCAGGCACUUCUGAGGCACUAUUGUGCUAAGAACCAGCAAGGUAAAGAAGAAGACUCUGAUGUAUCCUGUAGGAAACGAAAAGUCUUGCAUUUGGUGUCUCAAUGGACUUCCCUCUACAAGGACUGGUUACAUGAAGAUGAACAUUUAAAACAAUUUUUAAAGACAAUAUACAGAAAUGUGUUAGAUGAUGUGUAUGAAUAUCCCAUUCUUGAGAAGGAGCUGAAAGAAUUUCAGAAGAUACUUGGAAUGCAUCGUCGUCACACUGUGGAUGAAUAUUCACCUCACCGAAAGAAUAAAACAUUUUUCCAGCAAUUCAGUCUGAAAGAGAACUGGCUGCAGCACAGAGGAACCAUGAAUGAAACAGAAGAAAUUUUCUGCCGUGUGUAUAUCACAGAGCACUCUUACGUCAGCGUGAAAGCCCAAGUAUCCACUUCAGCUCAGGAGAUACUGAAGAUCGUGGCAGAAAAGAUCCAGUACAGUGAGGAGGAGCUGGCACUGGUUAUAGUCACCUUCUCUGGUGAAAAGCAUGAACUACAACCAAAUGACCUGGCUAUCUCAAAAUCUUUCGAGUCAUCCAGUCGUAUGUUUGUCUACCGAAAAGAUCUGACUGAUUCUUUGAACCCGUUUGCUGAAAACGAGGAAUUGCAGCAGAGAUCUGUGAGAAUUCUGGGAGUCAACACCUGGGAUCUUGCCUUGGAGUUAACAAACUUUGACUGGAGUCUCUUCAAUGCAAUUCAUGAGCAAGAGCUGAUAUACUUCACCUUCAGCAGACAGGGCAGUGCUGAAAACACUGAGAAUCUCAGUCUUCUGCUUCAGAGAUGCAAUGAAGUCCAGCUUUGGGUUGCCACCGAGAUCCUCCUCUGCAACCAGCUCUGCAAACGUGUACAGCUAGUGAAAAAGUUCAUCAAGAUUGCAGCUCACUGUAAAGCCCAAAGGAAUCUGAAUUCUUUCUUUGCCAUUGUUAUGGGUCUGAACACUGCGUCUAUCAGCCGACUGUCUCAAACCUGGGAGAAAAUUCCAGGGAAAUUCAAGAAACUUUUCAGUGAGCUGGAGAGUUUAACAGAUCCUUCUCUGAAUCACAAAGCCUACAGAGAUGCAUUCAAGAAAAUGAAAUCUCCAAAAAUUCCUUUCAUGCCCUUACUUCUGAAAGAUGUUACAUUCAUCCAUGAAGGAAAUAAAACUUUUCUGGAUAACCUUGUUAACUUUGAAAAGCUGCAUAUGAUUGCAGAUACCGUUCGAUCAUUGAGACACUGCAGAAAUAACCAGUUUGGCAAUGAAGUUCCUUCAAAAGAGCAUCAUGAGCUGAAGCCAUACGUCCAUCACCUGCAUGUCAUCGACAACCAGCAAGCUCUGUUUGAGCUCUCCCACCGGAUAGAGCCGCGAGCGUGAGCGUACGCAGCUUCAUUUAAUCUUGUAACUGCAGCACUUUGAAUCCUGUGAAUGUUUAUGCUAAGCAUGUUGCUUCCCUAUAUACGAAGAGUUUACUGAGUUUUAUCAGUAGCUCCUGUGGCACACAGAGGAAAACUGAUCAGAGCAAGAAAAGGAGCUC